Pezoporus flaviventris is the source of this 3849-nucleotide messenger RNA. RefSeq names its product RAB3A interacting protein like 1 (gene RAB3IL1). The coding region runs from base 1175 to 2611 and encodes 478 amino acids. The transcript is spliced from 12 exons. Lineage: Eukaryota; Metazoa; Chordata; Aves; Psittaciformes; Psittacidae. The record is from RefSeq and is a predicted model, not a curated record. Gene Ontology annotation, molecular function: guanyl-nucleotide exchange factor activity. Gene Ontology annotation, biological process: exocytosis. Gene Ontology annotation, cellular component: Golgi to plasma membrane transport vesicle.
UCCAUCAGCAGCCCUCAGGUGUAAGAACGCAGUGGGUGAUUGCCGAGGCAGAUAUAAGAAAUAAAAGUUAUGCGUUAAGCUAAAAUAAAAUGCUACCAUAUGCUCUGCCGAAAGCUCCUGAGAGGCCCUUUACCGAGCUCUUAGUGGGGUGGUGAGAGAUGCUGGUUCAUGGUGGUGCAGGAUGGCAGCAGUCAGGGGUCUGUCCCAUCUGGAUGGACCACUCAGGUCCUCUUUGUGAGCUGGAGGGGAAGAGUUUAACCUGGAGAGACUCACAGGGCUGUUUGUAAGGGAAAUAACCCUGUCGGAUCAGCAUUGCAGGAACAUGUGGGGCCCACUGGAAAAAGUGCAGAUCCUGCACAUUUUUUUGCUUUUUCUACAGAAACCAACUUUAGAAGGUUGUUGGGGUUGUUUUAGGGUUUGUUUUUUGUACAAGUUUGCAUUUCUUGUGUCAGUGUGGGACAUUUAGGAGAUAAUACAUUUUUCCAUGAAAGACAGCCGACAGAGCAGCAGUAGCAAGAGUGUGCCUGUACACGGUGGUCCUUUGGUCUCUGGAGCUUUGUAAUUCAAAGCCCCAGCUGGAUACUGGAGAUGGGGCUUGGCUGGGCAGGAGCCAGCGUAGCCAAGGCCCUUGUGGAGAUUCUGUUGGCAGAGAAUGCACUAUAUCAUCAUAGAAAUGAUUCUUCAGGAUAGGUUUUUAGGUCCCUUGGUAUUACAGAGUGUGGGUGGGACUGUUUCAUUCCUUGGUAUCCUCCAGUUUUCUUCCACAGUGCAUGGAAAUACACUGGAAUACCUGCCUCCCAAGACAAACAACUUUCAUCUGAGAACUUGAGAGUCAUAAUGAAACAACAGGGUUUUUUUUCUUCCUGUUACGUAUGAGUUAGUUUGGCUGUCUUAGUAGUUUAGUGGAGUGUUGAAAUGUCCCUUUUCCUUGCUGCUUGGUUUUGAAUCUGGCUUUUCCUCCGUGCUCUGAUUGUUGCUUCCUUCUGAUCACAGAAGCUGGAGGUGCUAGGACUGGCUGGGUCCCUUCUGGUGUAUUUCCUUUCUAAUGCAGGAGUACCUGGAGAGAUGUGUUCUCUGCAGCUUACACUGUAUAAUCUCAAAAGUCCACAGCAGAGAGAGCUUCUACUAUGCCACCUGAGAGAUGGUUUAAGUGUUGAACAGACCUCUGCUUGCCAUGCUUCCCAUGCCCCGUGGCAGAUCCACUUCAUUAAUUGGUCUCAUUAAAUCUCCAUAUUCCUGUAGUGUGUUUCAUUCCUUCCUUUGGGUCAUUCUUUUACUUAUUCUGUCCUGUUUCCUAGUGUUUGGAGCCUUUGGAGACCUCCUCAUCCUGUUAGCGAUGUCACUGUUUAGCCAGGCCAAUUUUGAGGAUGAUAGCCAGAAGCAACCAGCUAUUGGACACUGGAAACCACUAAUGCCAUCCAAAGGGAGCAAGGAGGAGACAGAAGCUGGGUGCCAGGAUGCUGGAGGUGUGGAUGAGACCCAGUCCACUGAGCAGCUCAACGUGUCACGUCUACGCAGCUCUUCAGUGGAAAUCCGUGAAAAAGGGUCUGAAUUCCUGAAGGAAGAGCUGCACAAAGCACAAAAGGAGCUGAAGCUGAAGGACAAAGAAUGUGAGAAAUUAUCAAAAGUCAGAGAACAACUGGAGCAGGAACUAGAGGAGUUAACAGCUAGCCUAUUUGAGGAAGCACACAAGAUGGUGAGAGAAGCAAACACUAAACAGGCGGCAUCAGAGAAACAGCUGAGGGAGGCACGGGGGAAGAUCGACAUGCUGCAGGCAGAGGUAACAGCUCUGAAGACAUUGGUCAUCACGUCAACACCUUCUUCUCCAAACCGGGAGCUGCACCCUCAGCUUCAGAGCCCUUCUAAAGCUGGCUUCAGAAAGGGCCAUGGGCGAAACAAAAGCACCAGCAGUGCAAUGGUCUCAGCUGCCAGCCAGAAUGUGACUCCAGAGCCUGUCAGCCGUGAGUGCAAAGAGUCUGGGUUACCUGCUCUCCUUUCUUUGCUCCUCUGUUUCAUCCCUGGGAAGGCAAUCCACAUCACCUAUGAACCAAGCUGGCAGGCCUUGGGGGCAGAUGCUUCCUCGUCCUUGCAGCAGGUCGACUCCAUUUUAUUUGCUGAGUUCCAGGCCUGGAAGGAAUCUCCAACCUUAGAUAAAUCCUGCUCCUUCCUGGACAGAAUUUAUCGGGAAGAUGUAGGACCUUGUCUGGACUUUACUAAGCAUGAGCUGUCGGAGCUGGUGCGAGUGGCUGUGGAGCAGAAUACACUCACCAUUGAGCCAGUUGCUUCUCAGACACUGCCUGCGGUGAAGGUGUCAGCAGAAGAGUGUGGUGGCCCAAAUGGGUUCCGGUCACAAAUUGUAACGAAGUGUGCUCUGAGUGGCCUCCCCAGGACCUGCAAGCACCGCAUCAUGCUGGGGGAUUCUGGGAAUUACUACUACAUUUCACCAUCCUGCAGGGCCAGAAUCACAGCGGUGUGCAACUUCUUCACAUACAUUCGCUAUAUUCAGCAGGGCUUGGUGAGGCAAGAUGUGGAGCUGAUGUACUGGGAGGUCAUGCGGCUCCGGAGGGAGAUGUCUCUGGCCAAACUUGGGUUUUAUCCCAGUGAGAUGUAGGCAGAGGCCUAAGCAUGGAAGGAAACUGGUCCUGUAUGAACAGCUUGUCAAACGUAGUCUGCCAAACAGACGAAUGCAGUGCCUCUCCUGCAACAGGCCUUACUUGCUCCCACCUUUCUCUGCAUGAAGCUGAUCAAGGAGCAAGAAGCACAAGUUCCACCUUCAGCUCUCCCACAUCUCCAACUGUGAGCAGACUGCAGUUGCCAUGCUACCCUCUCAGAGCUGGGCUGGGCCUGGCUGCUCUGGGGUGGCUGCCUAUAGACUGUCCUCUAUGGAGUCUCCUAUAUGCAGUGUGUAUCCAUAUGUUUGUUUAAACUUUUGUUUUUAUAUGCAAGCUGCUUUGGCAUAACCCGAGGCCAGUCCUGGGCAAGGCAGGAGUCCUGGACCUUCUUUGUAAGCAAGUCUUUCAGGACAGAUGCUGGCUGUCUGUCCAUCUGAUCCACUUAUUCUUUGGGGUGGAGGGUGCUGUGCCCAGCCAUACACUUAGGUCCUGCUGACCACUUACUCUCCUAAUGGCCUUGUAGACGCCAGCAGCACACAAUAAUCUUAUGGAGAGCCAUGAACAGCCUGUUUCCAAGUACUUACUUGCUCCUUUUAAAGGGGCUUGCAUGAGAAGCUUUCUGCCAACUGAGUCACAAAGAGGGAUUUGUUUCUGGUUUUAGCUUGCAAUUUGGCACAGGGUGAUCCAGGUUGGGGGAACAGGCAGAACAGGGACCAGAGCUGUGCAUCUGAGGCCUUCAGCAGAAGAAAGUGAGCUGGGAAAGCCAUAACUCUCAGCUUGGCUGCAGUUGGUGCAGAAUGUUUUCUCCUGCUCUAGAAAAUCUGCUGUAGUUGCCACAGGCAGAUGCAGACCUUGAUGUGUUGGUGUUGGUCCUUGGUGCAGAAGUACCCCCAUGGUGCUCUUAGAAACCUCACUCACAAAGAUGUCUUUGAGGUGUUCUGCUCUGAAGGAGCUUUGGGCAGUGUUGUUCCCACUGUUUAGAUAAAACCUGUGGUCCCAGGCUGGGUUUUCAUGUCUCCGGAAGUAGCAUGCCCAGGCUGAGCAGUCCUGAGGCCUUCCUUGUAUGGCAUUAUACCUAGACAUGCAUGUCCACUGAGAAACCCAGCUUCUGGGCUCCCAUCCCCAAUGAGGGAAUCUGAGACAUCUUUGUGUGCACAUGAGGGAUGUAGCUGUGGUUCCUGUGUGCCUCAAAAUGUUCUGGGAGGGAUGUCAUUAAAGCUGUUGGAGGCCCCCUACA